Salvia splendens (bonfire salvia) is the source of this 588-nucleotide messenger RNA. RefSeq names its product transcription factor bHLH84. Gene Ontology annotation, cellular component: nucleus. The record is from RefSeq and is a predicted model, not a curated record. Lineage: Eukaryota; Viridiplantae; Streptophyta; Magnoliopsida; Lamiales; Lamiaceae. Gene Ontology annotation, biological process: regulation of transcription by RNA polymerase II. The transcript is spliced from 5 exons. Gene Ontology annotation, molecular function: DNA-binding transcription factor activity, RNA polymerase II-specific; RNA polymerase II cis-regulatory region sequence-specific DNA binding; protein dimerization activity. Bases 1 to 588 code for a protein of 195 amino acids.
AUGGAUUACUGCACCAACGAUUUCUUGAACCGGGACGACAGCUCACAGUCGUCUAAACACGAACAAACGAUGAAGGUCGAGGAGAAGAUUAGCCACUCCAAGAAAAGAUCUCGUGUCCCUUGUCAAAUUCCAAGGAGCAACAAGAGCAUGAAAUGCAGCAAUGAAGAUAACCCUAACAUUAGCAGCAAUGCAGUGGUUUGUAGAAAGCAGCAGUCCUCGAGCAGCUGCUGCUCGGAAGAUGAGUCGAAUGAGGUCAUUGGGACGACUUCCUGCUCCGGUUCCAAGGGCGGGCGGGCUCCCAAUCCCAGUGGCAAAACACGUGCCAGUAGGGGUUCGGCUACCGAUCCACAGAGCCUCUAUGCAAGGAAAAGAAGAGAGAGAAUCAACGAGAGGCUCAGAAUCUUGCAAACCCUAGUCCCCAAUGGAACAAAAGUUGACAUCAGCACGAUGCUGGAAGAGGCUGUUGAGUACGUGAAGUUCUUGCAACUCCAGAUUAAGCUGUUGAGCUCCGAUGAUCAAUGGAUGUAUGCUCCGAUUGCCUACAAUGGCAUGGACAUUGGACUCAAUUUGAGACAACAAUCUUCGUGA